AUGUUGUACUUCUCAGCCUUCAGACAUGAGAAAAAGUUCUUCUGUUCAAGACAGAAAACUACAACCAAGCAAACUUUGACAUGUUUCAAGUGCGCUAGGCUCAAUUCUGAGAGGAUUUGUGAGAAAGAAGAAAGUUGCUGUAAGGCUAACCCUGGUGAGAAGUGCGCCUCACUUCUAGUGCUCGAAGGUGGCAAAGUCAAGUUUGGAGUCCAGAGAUGUGCUAACAUUUGCUUCAAUGGGAUUGUUAAGAAUGGAAAUAAGACAAUGAAAAUGAACUGUUGCAAUGACAAGUCUUACUGCAAUAGCCUGUAAACCUGAUGCUUUACACUAUUGUACUUUAAGUGAGCCCUCACCCCUUCCCUGUGCUCCUGCAGCCUCACCGCUCAAGCCCUGACACCUGCAUGUACUUGACACCAGCUGUUGACAUCACAAUGUUCUACUUCCUCCAACCAGGGCAUACUUGUCUUGAUAAUCCAUUCAAAUUUCAAAUGGGUUAGCAGCUUAAACCAAUGGUUAGGCCAAAGAUGUCUACCCCAAUCAUCUCUGCAAGUGGUCUCACAGGCACACUCAGACUUGUGCUUGAUGAAUCUGUUAGACAUCCUUUGUACCAUCAAGUGA
Peromyscus maniculatus bairdii (prairie deer mouse) is the source of this 618-nucleotide messenger RNA. The record is from RefSeq and is a predicted model, not a curated record. NCBI's taxonomy places the organism in Eukaryota, Metazoa, Chordata, Mammalia, Rodentia, Cricetidae.